AUGAAAAAUGCAGCCCGCACCAUUCGCACUCGCCAGCAGGUGCUAUACACGAGGUCCGUGUCUCACAGCGGAGCCGGACUCCAGCCGCCCGGCAGCCUCGUGUCCUCAGUGGUGGCCCACGCUCUCCGAGAGCCCCAGCCGCCUCCACGCUGGAGGGGACACAGGAGGCACUCGGUCAACAGCCUUCCCGACAUCCCACUGCGCAGGGCUGGCAUGGAAGGUGCCUCGGCCUGCAGAGGGGUCUCGAGACUGCCCAUUGGCCAGCUGAGGCCCCUGAGUGACCUCUGCCAACCACGUGGAACAGAGCUGCCAGGCCUGGCCCUGCCCCGCUUUCUGAUCCGUGAGAUCACAAGAGAGAGAAAACGGUCAGUAGUUUAUGGUCCAGCAGAAUCUCAGAGAGUGGUAUUUGAACAUGUGUGCCCUCUACUUACGUCUCUCUUAGACGGGUACAACGUUUGCAUUAUGGCUUAUGGACAGACAGGAAGCGGGAAGAGCUACACCAUGUUGGGCCCACGUUACAAAAAGGAGCCUGUCCUGCCCUUGGAAUCUCACAGCGACUUAGGAAUCAUCCCCAGAGCCGUUAAAGAACUCUUCAGGCUUAUUUCAGAAAAUCCGUCGAGGAGCCCAAAGGUUGAAGUUUCCAUAGUGGAAGUUUAUAAUAACGACAUUUUUGACCUUCUGGCCAAAGACAGUUGUGCAGUGACCUCUGGGGUCAAGCGUGAGGUGCUGACAACCAAGGAGGGAAAGAAGGAGGUCCCCUCGCUGACCUAUGAGUCUGUCCGCAGUGCAGAGGAGUUCAUGACGCUUGUGGGCGGACAUCUGCAGCUCAGGGCGAAGCAUGCCACCCUCGUGCACGCCGACUCUUCCAGAUCUCACCUGAUCAUAACAGUGACUCUGACCACAGCCCCCUCCUGGGAUGGCCCUGCCGACCAGCAAUCAGAUCGGUCACUGCUCAAGGAGCUCGACUGCCCCUUGCCCCAGCAGCCGGCCACAGGGAGAAGGUGGAGCGCUGCCCCCCGAGCCUCGUCCAGGUCCCCGGGGGCCACGCCUGAGAGCCCCGCCGGACACGUGGAGCAGGUGCGCGCCAAGCUGCAGCUGGUGGACCUGGCAGGCAGCGAAUGCGCUGGUGUGUCUGGAGUGACAGGAGUGGCCCUGAGGGAGACGUCGUCUAUAAACCGGAGCCUGGCGGCCCUGGCUGACGUCCUGGGGGCCCUGUCGGAGCGCAGAGGCCACGUCCCGUACCGGAACAGCAAGCUCACCCACCUGCUCCAGGAUGCUCUCGGAGGCGAUGCAAAGUUACUGGUGAUUCUGUGCGUGUCCCCCUGCCAGAAGCACGUGGCAGAGACGCUGCAGAGCCUGGGGUUUGGUGCCCGGGCACGGCAAGUCCAGCGAGGCUGGCUAGAGGAGGCCGUCCGGCCCCCAGAAAGCCCAGGGUGCAGGCUCGGUGACCUCGGUGGCCCUUUGCCUGGGGCGGCCCAGCUGGGCAUGUGGGUACCUCCGGCACAGGGCACUGACGGGCAGCCCAGGAAACCCGCGACACCACCGCUGACUCUGGUCCUCACCGUGCACCACCACGAGCAGAACAGUGAGGACGAUGACGUCCCAGGCACAGGGCUGUGCAGGGACAUUGAGUGCUUGGAGCUGACAGCAAACUACAGGUCAGUCCGUGUAGAUGAGGAUGACAGCAGUGGCCCUCCCUGGAGCCUGUGGAAGGAACACAGGCCCACCUGGGGUCAGGAGGCGGGCAAGGUGCAGCACAAGCCCCGCCUUCCACCUGGGGACACAGACGCCAGUCUGCUAGCGCCGGCUCCCUCCACCCGCUGA
Messenger RNA from Ceratotherium simum simum (southern white rhinoceros), 1824 nucleotides. The record is from RefSeq and is a predicted model, not a curated record. NCBI's taxonomy places the organism in Eukaryota, Metazoa, Chordata, Mammalia, Perissodactyla, Rhinocerotidae.